GAGUUCCUGUGGUGAUGUCCUGGGGCUGAGAUGUCUCCAACAACACAAUCGUUUUCCUCUGUGCUUGGUGGACCAGUGAAGAGUUUUCCCCCUGAUUCCCAUUGACUUCAAUUCUGAUAGGGCUCCUUGAUGUCACAAGAUGUCAAAUGCAGUUACACUCAUCUCACCUGGAAUUCAGCUCUUUUGUCCUUGUUUGGACCAAGUCUGUCAUAAGCCAUGUGGCCUUGGUGGAACCAAACUGAACAAGUUAUUGCUGAUGAAUACAACCAUUCAAAAUGAGCCGGCUGUAUAAAACAAUAGAGCCCAGUGUCAUCGAUGAUGAAAUGCUUGAAGAGGCAGUAAAGAAACAGGGACCAUCAGGAAGGGCUGGACAAAUAGCCCAGUUGGAAGGAAUUGAAUUCAAAGAUGUACAUAAUCUUCAACUUGAUUACCGAAAUAUACUAAAGAUUGACAAUUUGUGGCGGUUCAAAACACUGACCAAACUCCAGUUAGACAAUAACGUCAUUGAAAAAAUUGAGGGACUGAACACGCUGACCAACCUGGUGUGGCUAGAUUUGUCCUUUAAUAAUAUUGAGAUGAUUGAAGGCUUGGAUGAACUGGUUAAACUGGAAGACCUCAGUCUGUACAGUAACAGAAUUGCCAAUCUUGAAAACAUGGACUCGUUAGUAAACCUGCAAAUCUUCUCUAUUGGAAAAAAUCAUAUCAGUAAACUGGAAAAUAUUAUCUACCUAAGGAGAUUUAAGAGGCUGCGCACAGUGAAUCUGGCUGGCAAUCCUAUCUGUGAGGAUGAACGAUAUAGCAUGUACAUUCCUGCCUACCUGCCUAACCUGCUGUACCUGGACUUCAGAUUAAUAGAUAAGACCACAAAAGAAAUGGCUUUAGAAAUGCAUCUUGGUGCUGUUUCGAAUUUGGUGUACCAAGAAGGUUUGACAUUUAAAAAGCUCGAGAAGAUCAGAUUGCAAGAAGAGGAACUGGCUUUACAUAAGGCUGCCUAUGUAGAAUAUCUGAAUGGACCUGGUCUAUUUAACGUUAUGUUUUCAGAAGAUCCUGAAGCACCAAAGCUUUUAAUGUUACCUGGAGUGCCAGAAUUUGUGGAAAUAUACAAGGCUGAGUUCACCAACAUUUGCCAGAAACUCUUUCACUACGGCCUUAAAGGGUUUGACACACGUAAAAAGGAACUAGAACAUUUUUUGGAAUGCCUGCAAGAAGCAGUUGAAGAUAACCAGCAAAAAGGAGUAAAAAUCAUCAAGGAAUUUGAGGAGAAGAACAAAGAGCAAUUUAGUGAAAUACAACAUUUUACUGAUCCUGAACUUCUAGAGAGUGGGAUCAUGGACUUCAGGGUAGAGGUCAAUCAGCUGUGGAGCAAACUGAUGAACCUAGAAAUGCAACUGGUUGACCAGCUGGAGGAAACAGCAAGGGAUUUUGAACGAAAUAUUUCAGAAAUAGUUUCAACUUACAUUGAAAACGUACAAGCUCUAAUAGCUCAGUGUCGGGACCUGGAAAACCGUCACAAUGAAAAUAUGUUGGAAAUCGCUAUGAGUAGUUAUGACAAGAUGGGAAAGAAUGAAGGGGAAGAGGAAAUGUCAGAAGAACUCCGAGCACUCUUUAUAGAUAAAGAUACAGUCAUCAAUACAGUUAAUGCAUCACAUGACUUGCACCUGCUUAAGAUUGACAACCAAGAAGACAAGAUGGUGACGAGGGCAAAUGGCUGGAUGGCGGAUAUAAUUGAGAAACUGCACACAGACGAAAUAAAUCGCAACCGUAAACGUGUUUUGGAAAUUAACAUCUAUGUUAGCCACUGGAAGGAUGAGCUGGAUUUCCUUGAACUCCAGGACAUGACCUAAUCCUUACAUGUAACAUGAGGGGGGCGUGGGGUGGCACUAUGUGACUUCCAUAUUCUUGUGUUCCUCUUCUGUCUAGGUUCUGGCAAAAUCGGAUUUAACUUGCAGUAUUGUAAUAAGAUUUAAAAUUUUGUUUCCCCCUGCUCUGCUGAAACUACAUGAAGGUGCCUGUAUAGCCACUCUACCCCUUCACUUGUCCUCUCUGAUCAGUGAUUGGAACCCUUAUAACAACUUACAUUAAACACUCUAUAUAAAUAUGUCGGAAAAUUAAUAGUUCCCCAUCAAUGACCCCAUUGCAUUUCAUGGGGCAAAACAGCCUCAUCUCAUCAAAAGUAUAGAUGAUUGAACUUGAUUAUACUAGCCUGGUUAGCCAGUGCUGUGCUUUUACCUGCCUCUAAAACUGCAAUUCUUUUAGUAAAUUUGCUUUCGUUAUUGUGUUGCAAAUAUUCAUUAGUCCAAAUGCACAUUUCCUAUUCUCAUUCUUUCCAAGUACUCCUCACUUUCCCUUCCUACUACAAUCUACAGACUGUUAAAAUGCAGACUAGGUGCUUAACCACUAGUUAAUUUAUUCCAUCAUCUCUCCUAUUCCUCACAGCAUUGGUGGAGCCCUAAAUUGUGAGCUUUGUUCCUUCACCUGUUUUUCUCAAUUAAAAAAACAUGCAAUACUCAUGUUUUGUUGUGGUAAGAGUGCAUAUUUUAAAAUAUAUGACUGUCUGGAGUUUUCUUUUUACAUCAAAAUGUGAAUAAAAUAAAGUUGAUACGUUCUUCAAAAUUUAAUCUUUUUAAAAAA
Messenger RNA from Carcharodon carcharias (great white shark), 2631 nucleotides. It is a transcript of the gene drc3, whose product is annotated as dynein regulatory complex subunit 3. The record is from RefSeq and is a predicted model, not a curated record. The transcript is spliced from 13 exons. NCBI's taxonomy places the organism in Eukaryota, Metazoa, Chordata, Chondrichthyes, Lamniformes, Lamnidae. Gene Ontology annotation, molecular function: protein binding. The coding region runs from base 276 to 1844 and encodes 522 amino acids.